Messenger RNA from Rubroshorea leprosula, 1768 nucleotides. NCBI's taxonomy places the organism in Eukaryota, Viridiplantae, Streptophyta, Magnoliopsida, Malvales, Dipterocarpaceae. The record is from the annotation of a GenBank genome assembly.
UUCGGAGCAAGAGUUCCGGUUUCCAGACCAUGAUGGAGACCCCGAGCUGCUCUGGUGGAAGCCAGACCCAAGGCCAAUGGUUCGGUGGCGUUGCAAUUGUUGCGAGGGGAUAGAGCCGAGGAUUUACAAGCGGAGGCCAGGGCCACGGCACGCGCCGCCAAUGCUUCCGUCUAUAGCCCCGAACUUCUGGCACGCAAGUACGGGUCACGCCCGAUCCAGGUAUUGCAUAGGACUCUGGAAAUUGUGGUAGCCCUAGGUUCGUUUGCUUUUAAACUCUUGCUCGAUCGAAGGUACGGGAUGUUGGAUCAAUAUAAGAGAAAGCGAGCUGCUGAACUGAGGAGGAUUUUUACUAGAUAUCCUUGUUCCAGAUAUCUUUUGGGAUUAUACUAGUGGAAAAGUGUUGACGAUGGAGUGGGUUGAUGGAGUUAAACUAACUGAGCAAGAUGCCAUUGAGAGACAGGGUCUGAAGGUGUUGGAUCUGGUGAAUACAGGAAUUCAGUGUAGCCUUAGGCAGCUACUUGAGUAUGGAUAUUUUCAUGCAGAUCCUCAUCCUGGCAAUCUUUUGGCAACACCUGAUGGAAAAACUUGCUUUUCUUGAUUUUGGAAUGAUGAGUGAAACCCCAGAAGAAGCAAGAUCUGCUAUCAUUGGUCAUGUUGUUCACAUGGUCAAUCGAGAUUAUGAAGCAAUGGCCCGUGAUUACUAUGCUUUAGAUUUCUUAUCACCAGAUGUGGAUGUUUCUCCAAUUGUUCCAGCACUUCGGGAUUUCUUUGAUGAUGUACUUAACUACACCGUCAGUGAACUAAACUUCAAAAGAUUAGUAGAUGGUCUGGGUGCUGUUUUAUAUCAGUACCCAUUUAAUGUCCCUGCAUAUUAUGCUCUGAUAUUGAGGUCACUCACUGUUUUGGAAGGAUUAGCCCUUUAUGCUGAUCCUAAUUUUAAGGUGCUAGCUGCUUCAUAUCCAUAUUUUGCAAAAAGACUCCUCACAGAUCCAAAUCCAUAUCUCAGGGAUGCUCUUAUUGAGUUGCUUUUCAAGGAUGGGAGGUUUAGGCAUGUAUUGCUAAUCCUUGUGCAUUUGCUGCUUGGCUGUGCAUAUAUUUUGAUGCCAUGGACCUGCUUGAUAGUCUUAAUUUUAAUCUAGUGCAGGUGGAAUAGACUUGAAAACCUUCUUGUUCAGGGAAGAAAGGACAGAGAUUUUUCUGCAAAAGAUGCUCUCCAACCUGUUCUGAAGCUUUUACUGGCUCCAGAUGGUGAAGAGCUCAGGACUUUAGUAAUUAAGGAGGCUGUCCGUGUAACUGAGGCUAUUAUGCUAGGCUCACUUAUUGAUACAUACAAGUCUUUGCCUGAAUUUGUGCGUGCUCUAAUACCCAAUGGCAAUACUAGCAGACCUCUUGUACUGAGUGACACUGAAUUGGGAAGCAUGUUAGAACUUCGCGACCAGGUCUGCAGGAUCUGGGUUCUUCUACGUUCCUCUGAAAACUUUGAUCCAGCCCUUUUGCAGCCUAUAUUGCAGGUCCUUCAACAACCCUAAGCACGUAAUCUAGGAGGCCGUGUUGUUGGUGGCAUCAGUCAGCGUUUAGCAGCACGGUUACUGCAACAAGUUCUUCGAACUCCAACAACAAUUUCCACAUCGAUUUCUUGAGUCAUGAGUAUUGGAGUUCCAACGGGUUAUGAAUGUUUCAAAUGCUCUUAAUUUUUUCUGCAAAUCUUUCCUCUGUUAGGUUUUUUUGGCAGGGAAGGAAUUGUGAAAAAUAAAAAUAUCUAAGAUAC